UAGUAGCAAUAACAUGGAAGGAACCCUCAAUAAAUUCGCAAUUACUACCACAAAAAAGCGGUCGCCCUUGCCCUUUAGAUAUAGAGGCACAACAGAAAGGAUUCAAAAAAGAUGUCGAAGGACGGAUGAGAAGCAUGGUUUUGGAGACGACAUAGUAAUGAAGAUUCUAAUAUUUCUUCCGGCCAAGUCUCUCAUGCGAUUCAAGUGUGUUUCUAAAGCUUGGAACGCUUUGAUACGAGAUCCAAAUUUUGUCAAGUCGCACAAUGCUCGUUCUCAAGCCCGCAGGUCAGCCAUCCACCUUUUGUUUGAACUGGAAACACCUCCUCUUCAUAAGUAUUCGGCGACUACUUCUGCAACACAGUCACAAUUAGAGGGAUUUUCUUUACAACUCGCGCCUCAUCAUUAUCAUUCCGACACAAGAUCAAACAUGAUUACCUGUUCAAAUCAUUGCAAUGGCCUUGUUUGUGUAAAAUUCAAUGAAGUUGAUCAAGUUUACUUAUACAAUGUCACCACAGGGGAGAUAAAAGCUUUGCCAUUCUCUCUGAUAUAUCAAUACAGGUGGGGUCCUAGAUUGUUUUUGGGAUUUGAUACGAUCGCGGAAAAAUACAAAUUGCUUCAUGUGUUUUACUACAAAAAUCGUCCAACGAUCAAGAUUCUAACUCUAGGAACCAAUUCUUGGAGAGAAAUAAUCCCUGAAAAUUCUUCUCCCAAUGUUUCAUUUAGGGGAUGUAUUUACCUCCAUGGGGCACUUUAUUGGACUGAUUCAUUCCAUCCUAUCAACUACUUCAACAUCAGAGAGGAGAAGUUUGGGAUUGUUUCAACCCCGGUAAUGUUUUGUCUUGGUAAGUUGAAGAUAAUGCUAACUGCAUUGCUGGGAAAGCUGGUUUUUUCCUUCCCAAAAUAUGAAAAGCUGGUAGUAUAUGAUGUGGUUAAAAAGGUUUUCAAGAAAUUCAACCUUAGUCCCAAUUUGGAGAAGAUUGCCUUGCUUGAAGAAGAAAGGAUUGACAAGAUAAAGUUUGCAGAUGUUUUAGCAACUGCGAGCCUUCUUAGUGCCCCAGCUUCUUUGGCCUUCCCUAAAGGUUUUCUGUUAAGUCAUGCUAGCAGAUUUGUUGAGAACAUUACUCCAUUGAAAUUUAUUGAUUUUUAGUGUUAAAAUCAUACAAGAUCUAUCGAGAAUUCGUUCAGUUUCUAGUUUUGUAACUCAACAUUGACAGUUAUGUCUACCAGCUAAUGGAUUGUGCAUUGUUGUUAGAUU
Messenger RNA from Lycium barbarum (goji berry), 1255 nucleotides. RefSeq names its product F-box protein At2g23160-like. Gene Ontology annotation, molecular function: protein binding. Lineage: Eukaryota; Viridiplantae; Streptophyta; Magnoliopsida; Solanales; Solanaceae. The record is from RefSeq and is a predicted model, not a curated record. Bases 14 to 1147 code for a protein of 377 amino acids. The transcript has a single exon.